UUCGGGUUUCUCUUAGGCACGUGUAACAGACAGGUGACAAAAAGGUGACGGGAAGUGGGUGCAUCACGUGGCCGCGAUAUUGGUCAGACCGAUAUUUUUGUCAGUUAUCAGUGCGCGUUGCGCACAACAGAAGGCACGGAAAAGUGUGCUAUCAAAAAAUAUAUUUUGAGCCAUCUGCAAAGGGACAAACAAUCGAACAAUAAAAAGAUUUUUAAGAUAUUGUAUUAUGCGAUGUUUAAUAACGUGAACCGCGCGCUUAAGUUUAAGAAUUUCUGAUCAUGGAUUCGUUUGCGACAAAAUUGAGAAUGACUAUUCGAUACGAUGCAAUCGGUACUACGUUGAUGCAAUUGAUUAAAUAAAUCGAAAUAAAUCAAAUUUAAUUUGAGUGCACUCUCGACCAAAUUAAAUUCUGUCGAGACAAAAUCGAAAACGGAUUAUUGAUUAGCGAAAGAUUGAAUUGUCGUUAAUUCAUUAAAAUCAAAUCGAUCGUGGUCGCGAAGUUUCGCAAUUAUAAGAAAAUGCGAGGAAACUUGAUCGUUUACAUCUGUGUAAAUAAAAUCUUGUUUAAUUAGCCAGCAAUUUAUAUAUAUUAAACUUGAUUCUACAGAGAAGGAAUUAUGGAAACGAUUGUCUUGUCAAUUUCAAACAAAGUCGUUGUAAACUAUCUUGUUAAUUUCGACACUUUUAUAUCAGAUGGAGAGAUUCGACCAGCAAAAUUUUUGCUAAAUAAUAUGAAAUAAAUUUUGUCUAUUAAAGAAAUGACGCGUGGAAUGCACGAUCGAAUGGCAUGUGAUUGAAAGAGCGUUUUCUUGGUUUUGGAUGUUUACGUGAUAAUGGCACAUCUGCUAACGUCAAAAUAUGCGAAUCUUUCUAUUUGAAAUUGGAUGGCAACUAUUCCGAGCGUGCUUCAAACUUUCAAUGAUUCUUCUCGCAAACUCGUGAGUCGCUACUCUUGGCAUUGCUAUAGACGCGUUCUUACUUUUGCCUUGCCAAUUCAUCGAAAAUUCAUUGUAAGAAAUUGCACGGAGUAUUGAGAAUAGAAUUCUAUGGCACAUCGUAAAUUUUCCAUCAAGGUAAUGAAAAGAGAACAAGCGCGACAUGUCGGCUUAUUAAAUAGAUUGACACAUAUAUUUUUUCUUAUUAAAUUUUUAUAUGAAUAAAUUUCUUCUGGAUUAAAGAUAUAUAAUAUUAUUUAUACAAUAUUAUUUAUUAUUUUUAUUAUUAUUCUAUACAAUAUUAUUUAUUUUGCGCGAUCAAUUUACAUAUAAAUCCGUUAAAUGUGAAAGCCACAAAACUAUGUUAAAAGAUAACAAGAAAGUUAAUGUAGGGCAAGAAAGUAAAAAUAUCCAGGUUCCCAGAUCUAGUCGAGGAUCAUAGAAAAUAAACAUUUGUUCGGAGCUUUUCGCAAAUUGACGUUCUUGACUAUCCGAGCUAUUCGAUCGAGGUUAAACGCAAAUCCCCUUUUAAAUGACGAAGCCAAUCAGGAUGUGUCGCGAAACGAAACUAUCUCUCGCAAUCUCUUUGAGAGCUCUUCCCGCAUCGAGGAAUAAUUAAUAAUGAAUGUAGCGAGAGACGAGAGACUUUAUGAUGUCACUUAACGUUUUCGAUUCGACUAAAGUGAUAGUUACCUUAAAAUUACUCGCGAAAACGGCGAGCAAGAUUGGCGACGCCAAACAUCGUGUGCCCUCGCACCCCCCAAUGCGAUCCCUAAUGGAUUUUCUCGAGCAUUUCGACACUCGGCGAUUCGUCGAAAUUCUGACCGCGAGAGUCGUCGUGGCAUCACGGCCGAAAGUACUGCCGACGUAAAAUUGAAAUUCCUCCUACGAUAAACGCAAGAGGGAGACGGACGUGACGAGCGCUUUUCUGGGCGAUCCGUUCUUGCAUGUAAGGCCUGUAAAUAUGUAACUUAAUCGGGGAAGCGCGGCGAACCGCCGGGAAGUGGAAGUACGUGAUAGCGUAAACUUACUCGAGUGUACACGGGAUACGUGAUCGCGAGGGGAUUUAGUAGCAGCAGCUGGCUUGAAAAGUGGAAAAGGACGCGGCUGUGGCGGACGAGAAGGUAGAGGAAAGGUGACGUCACAUUUUCACCUCGCGCUUAUACAUACGAGAAAAAAAGAGAAAAAUUUCCAACGAUGCCUACCGUCGCAUUUGAAUUGAAUUCGUCCUAUUACACGACGGCGAUUGGCAACAGUGCGCUCGAUGGAUUCUCAGUAAUCGAGCCGGAGAACGCCACUUCCGCGCUGUACAUGCUGCCAGCCUACAUCCGAACGACUUCGAUGGUAACCUGCAUUAUCGUGAUGGUACUGGGUAUAAUAGGCAACCUGAUGGUGCCGUUAGUCGUCCUGCGGGGUAAGGACAUGAGGAACAGCACGAACAUCUUCCUGGUGAACCUGAGCGUCGCCGAUCUCUGCGUCCUCGUGAUCUGCACGCCUACUGUGCUGAUCGAGGUCAAUUCCGGACCGCAAAUUUGGCCCCUUGGCAGGCACAUGUGUAAAGCUGUUCCGUUCGUCGAGUUGACUGUGGCACACGCUUCGGUCCUUACAAUUUUGGCUAUUAGCUUUGAACGAUAUUAUGCCAUCUGCGAGCCUUUAAGAGCGGGAUACGUCUGCACAAAAGCGCGGGCGACUAUUCUUUGUAUCUUGGCGUGGGUGGCAGCGGCGCUAUGUACAAGUCCGAUAUUGCUAAUGGUAACCUACGAGAUGGAGGAGAACGACGACGGUUCGUACAUCCCUACUUGUACAACGUCACCUUCGAUGGAAUGGAUGACGGGCUUCAUUCUGACGACCAUCGUGGUAUUCUUCGUGAUUCCCCUGCUGAUCUUGAUAGUCCUAUAUUCGGUGAUCGCGAGACACCUGAUGGCGAAUCCGACAAUAAGUCGUGGACCGGCGAACAACCUGCUUAAAUAUCGCAAGCAGGUAGUCCUGAUGCUGGGCACGGUGGUGCUGUGCUUCUUUCUGUGCCUGUUACCCUUUAAAGCUUUUACCCUCUGGAUCAUCAUCACGCCACCUAACAUAGUCGUCUCGCUGGGCAUAGAGGGCUACUACAGCCUUCUGUAUUUUUGUAGAAUAAUGUUGUAUUUGAACUCGGCGAUCAAUCCAAUCCUUUACAAUUUGAUGUCGACCAAAUUCAGGGAGGGUUUUCUCAGACUGUGUGGCCUGGGGCCUACUAGACGGAAAAAGAAGAAGACGUCGGAACGUACGGGCACCUAUACGACCGGAUCGACCAAUUGCAGCAGCAAUCACUCGGACUUUUGGCGAAGACACAGCAGCAACAAGAGCUGCACCGUCAAAGUACCAUGCAAUGAUCAAGCACCUGCGGACAAACAGAUUAAAUUGCCUUUGCUUACCGCCGUCGUGGCCGGAAGUAUCGUUAAGAAGAAGCAGGAAAGUUACGUUUGACUUUUCAUAGGCCAGACUGAUUUAGAACGCUUUAUCUUGUCGCUCUGUCUUGCGACUUUUUGGAACUUUCCGUUUUAUAUCAUCUUGCGAAAUUAUAAUUGAAUAUUCGAGCAUUAUUUAUCAAGGUGACUAUAUAUUUUAAUGAAUACUUUGCGUAUAAUGACAUAAUUUAUUAAGCACAAUCCGUUAAACGAUUAAAUACGGAUCUAUAAAUUGCGCAAUAAUGGAACUGGAUGUUCUCUUGUCCCUCGAUAUACUCCAGUUCUUUUUGUUGUCUUACUAUCCCGGUAUUUCCAUAUUUGUAUAUGUGUGAUUACAUAAAUAAUUUAUUAAAAUUAAAUAAUUAAUGAUAGACUAUUUAUAGAUUUUGUAGCAAUGGCUAUGGAAUAAUUGUUAAUUAAAUGUUCACUGAAUGUUACUACGUCAGCGUUAAAUUAGAUGCGAUUCACAAGUCCAAACGAGAUUAGAGUACAAUAAUUGUACUAGAUAUUCGCUGUGACGAGAUCAUGUUAUAUGAUUUUAGUUCCUCGAUUUUAUACGUAACAUAUACAUGUUGUACAUAUAUAUAAUAUAGACCUAUAAACUACGUAACACGGUAAGUAGAAAUGGUUCUGCCAACAAUUAAGAAAUGCAUAGGAAAAGUAAAGAGCGCAAUUAUUUGUUCCUAAAUAUUUUAACUUAAAUAUUGUGAUACAUUUAAUUUAAAGAUUUAAUGGAGUAAAUAUGUAGGCAAACGAGAACUAAAUAUAGUAGGCAUAGAAAAAAUGCGCUCUUAUGCAAAUAACGAAUUUAUUUUUAAUGAUUUUUCUCAUAUCUUGCUUUUUAACAUUUUUGCAUUAGCAUUGAAAUCGUUUUGUUGUAUGUAUUUUAGGAAUAAAAAAUUCGCUAUUUCACCGAUGGAAUCACAAAUAAAAUUCGAUGAUGAAGCAAGAUGUUAUUCAAAGUGAAAGCAAAAUCGUAAAUUUUGUAUAUAAAGUCAGAAUUAAAUUGCAUUUUAAUUUGAUGCGACUUUGUUAUCGAAUAUAGUAGUUAUAAUGUG
Molecule: messenger RNA, 4437 nt
Organism: Formica exsecta
Lineage: Eukaryota; Metazoa; Arthropoda; Insecta; Hymenoptera; Formicidae
Gene: ETHR
Product: growth hormone secretagogue receptor type 1
Exons: 6
Coding region: 2133-3398 (421 amino acids)
Biological process (GO): G protein-coupled receptor signaling pathway
Cellular component (GO): plasma membrane
Molecular function (GO): G protein-coupled receptor activity
Source: RefSeq, a predicted model, not a curated record